Tachysurus fulvidraco (yellow catfish) is the source of this 594-nucleotide messenger RNA. It is a transcript of the gene ndufc2, whose product is annotated as NADH:ubiquinone oxidoreductase subunit C2. The record is from RefSeq and is a predicted model, not a curated record. Gene Ontology annotation, biological process: mitochondrial electron transport, NADH to ubiquinone. Gene Ontology annotation, cellular component: mitochondrial inner membrane. The transcript is spliced from 3 exons. The coding region runs from base 131 to 463 and encodes 110 amino acids. NCBI's taxonomy places the organism in Eukaryota, Metazoa, Chordata, Actinopteri, Siluriformes, Bagridae.
UUUUCCCCCGGACGGACGCAUAUGUUGCGCAAGCUCCUAAACAUCGCCCUUGGUUAGCAUUGAGAGGUGAUGUGCUAAAGAGCUAGCGCUGUGUAGCACUCUAACGGAGCCGUACAUUUAAUCCUCAGAAAUGGGGUUUCUCCCCGAUGAGGCAAAAGUUCUCCCUCCACCGGGAAUCAUAAACAGAAACUCGGUAUGGCUCGGGUUUACCGGCUGGGUCACAGCUAUGCUUCAUAACUCGCUUAACCGAAGGCCUGCGAUUAAAGCGGGUGUCCAUCGACAAGCAUUGUUCAUAACUAUUGGCUGGUUCCUCGGCUACCAUUUAACAAAGAUCGAAAAUUACAAAUAUGCCAAACUGGACAGAGAGAUGAAUGAAUACAUCCGACUGCACCCUGUAGAGUUUCCAGAGAAAGAAAAGAAGACGUUUGCAGAGAUCGUAGAGCCGUUUCACCCGAUCCGCUGAGUGGAGCUGCUUUUCACAGAUGUGGACAACAUUUCUGGACAUCAUCUUCUGUCUACCAUGUACACGUGUAUAAGACAAUGCUUAUUAAAUAUAUUGUUUCUAAUAUUUAAUUAAACCGUUUAAAAGGCAAA